CCUCUGGCUGCUCAUCAAGGGGAUUUUGUUUUUUUGGUUUGGACUUGGCUGGCUGGUGGCUGAUGACAUCACACGAGCUGCAGCUGCUGCAGAGGGGAGAGCGAAGAUGGCUGCGGCGAGGUACAGUAAGGAAUGAGGAGGAGGUGCAAGGAGGAGUGUCUCCCAGGAGCCGGGCAGAGAGCGCUGCACGGUGUGCGGGCAGUGUCCGGAGCAGGAGAGCACCGCGAGCGGAACAACCACCAGGCGUGGAGAGAGAAGCAGCCAGACAAAGCAUCUGCCCGCAGGCUGCUUCCUUCCCUCUGGAGCUGAAGAUCUUUCCUCUUGCGGCUUCAGAAGAGGAGACAAGACGCUGGGAAGCAGAACCACAAGCAAGAAAGUAACACGGUGAAGCUGUGGCUGUGUGAUAAGGAAAUCCCUUAAAAAUGAAAAAGUUCACGCUGUUUGAUUUUGUAAAUGAUAAUUCGCUACAAAUCGGAGAGACUUCAUGGAUUCAGGAUCUUCCCAAUGACGACAGAGAACUAGAAGGACUCCUGAAACCAAAUGAGCAGGUGCUAGUUAACUGGCCUGUGGGAGAAAGGAAGACAGAGAAACAUUUAGUAAAAGUAGUGUACAUGAGUGAUGACCCUCAAGAGCUAGUUGAGAUGAUGCCAAAGAUAUUGCAGGCAGAUGAAAUUACAAAAAUACAAGUUGUUGGAAAAGGCAAGAGGAAGAGGAUUGAGAUGAUAUUCUCAGAGAGUGAAGAUAGUGACCUGGACAAAGGGCAGGGGAAAAUGAUGAAGAGUAUAAAAAGAAAGAAAUCAUUACAGGCCUCUGCCUCUGCCAACAUCCUGAGUCAACUUGAAACAUCUUUAAUUAAUAAACAGAGAGAACCAUAUUCUGGAAAUGCCUUUCUGUACAGCGAAAGCAGCAGUGAUGAUGAGGAGCCCUUGUUUCAGUUGUCCAAAGUGGAACUAUGUGCCAAAAUAAAAAGUCUGAAAAGGAAACUAACAGACACUAUGAGAGAAAACUGUCGCCUACGGCAGUCACUGGUCAUGCUUCAAGUGUUGCCACAGGCAGUCACACAUUUUGAGGAACUGGUAGGUAUGGCUGAGGCCCUGCUCAAGGGGGGAGUGACCACAUCUGCCUCCAGUAUUCAUUCACACACCGUCUGGAAAGCAUCAAACAGUUCUUUAUCAGAUUCAUAUGCAACUAUCCACAGUAACUCCAAUUCACCGAUCGCAUUGAACGUGGAGGAAGAGGAGCAACAGCCUGAGAAACAGUUCAAGAUUGAAAAAUGGCAGAUUGCCCUUUGUAACAAGAGCAAGCCUCAAAAGUUUAUAAAUGAUUUGAUGCAAGCCCUUUAUACACACGAGUACAUGGCCACGCAUAGUCUGACAGGUGCAAAAUCCUCCUCUUCAAAGGAUAAAGCAGCAAAACCAGCAAUGAAUCAAAAUGAAGUUCAGGAAAUCAUAGGAAUCACAAAACAGUUAUUUCCAAAUACAGAUGAUGCUUUGAUUCGGAGAAUGAUGGGGCAAAAGCUAAACAAUUGCACCAAGAAACCAAUUAUAAGCAAAGAUCUUAAUUCAAUUGUUUUUCAAAAGCAUAGCUUUUGUGGUUCGCCAGCUCCUCCGCCCAGUACUCAGGACACAACCGCAUCGGCUCCUGUUUCCAGCGCACAAGAUCAGCAGGAUGACGACUCACCGGCUCCUCCCACAGCAGUUGAGCAUGGCGACAGCACUCUGGCUCCUCCUCCUCCCAGCACACAAGCUCAUCAAGGUGGUGUCACACCAACUUCUUCCAGCAUGGAGUCUCAAAGCAGAAACUCAUUGGCUCCUAUUCCCAACCAGGGCUGCAGACAGGAUUUCAGGAGCUCCGACAAGAAGUAAAAGUGGACCCUUCAUAGCGGUUCAGCCAGACACUGGAGGAUGGGGACAGUGGAAAAUGGGCAGGAAGAAGUGACACUUAAUAGUGUGUUCUGAACCUAGCAACAGUUGGCAAAGAUACUGGAAGAGGAAUAGAGGUCUGGGACUAAUUUUUUGAUUUGUAAUGAAAAUCCCACAGUGUAGAAGAAAAAUUCAAACUGCGUCAAUAUCUUCAGAUUUAUGAUAUUAUAAAAUACAUGCAUGCCCUACUGUAGUUCAGAAUGGAUUAUAACUUGUUCCAAAAUAAUACAAAUGUUCUUUAUAACCAGAUAAUAGACACACUGUUUAAGAUAAUGCCAAAAAUAAAACCACGAGGAGCUUCACAGCCCAGACCAAACACCCAUCUAUACAUUUGAGAGAGAGAUCUUUAGUCUUCUAGACAGAAGAAGGUUCUUUACUAUAAUCCAAGGGAUCCAGAGAGGUUUGAAACAAGGACAGAGAGUGUUAUGAUGCAGAUAGUGUUAGCCUUCAGAGGGAUGGAAAAACAGGGACUCAAGGACCCAGAUCUACAGAGACUAGGCACCUAAACCCCAAAGGGGUUCCCUUUCUUGAUCCAGGCCAAGGAUACUGUUGGGUCAGCAGGGAGUGCUUCUCACAGGAGCUUCUGUUUUUGCCCUAAUAAAUAAAUAAAGGGAGUGGGGGAGAAGAGGGAGCUAAGGCUCACUUUUAUCUCUAAGGAGUUGGGAAGAGGCUCAGGUUUCUUUUGGCCUAGAUCAGAGGUCGGCAACCUUUCAGAAGUGGUGUGCCGAGUCUUCAUUUAUUCACUC
Molecule: messenger RNA, 2668 nt
Organism: Trachemys scripta elegans
Lineage: Eukaryota; Metazoa; Chordata; Testudines; Emydidae
Gene: BEND6
Product: BEN domain containing 6
Exons: 9
Coding region: 423-1865 (480 amino acids)
Biological process (GO): negative regulation of Notch signaling pathway; positive regulation of neuron differentiation
Cellular component (GO): nucleus
Molecular function (GO): transcription corepressor activity; DNA binding
Source: RefSeq, a predicted model, not a curated record